UCCUCCGCCUACACAUCCCACCCCCUUCUUCUGGUAUUUUUAUUAGAUGGGAGUCUGAUCUACGUGCCUACAAGAUAAGCGAACGCCAUCAAACAAUAGACAGCGAAACCCGCCGUUCCCGUUUCGUCUCAUCGUCAAACCUCCCCUCCCCGCCCCGCAACAACUAUCGGCUCUCAAACCAUGAGCUCCCAUGUCGUGGUCCUCGACUCGACAGCUCGAAGGGCUACGGUGAAGACAGCCCCGGGAAAACACCUCACCGAUAUCCUCCAGGAGGCCUGCACAAAACUGGGUGUCGAUGCCGAUCAACAUGGAUUAAAGUACAAAGGUAAACAACUCGACCUUUCACUGGUAUUCCGUCUCUCGGGACUCGCUUCUGGAGCAAAGCUGGAGUUGGUUCAGCAAUCCCGAUCGCCGUCCGUCGUCACCGUCGCGCUACAGCUGCCCGAAUCCGAGGCACGAGGGGCACCAAGCAACAAGCGGCUUCUGGAUAAAUUCCCCAGCACGACAACGAUAUGGCUGCUGCUGCGCAAGUUCGAGGCUGGAGUCGCCGGGGGCGCGCCGACUUGCAAUCUGACUGGGCGAGGCGUGCCCAGUGGCACUGAGGGGGCCGGAAGACUAUACUACGAGACCCCGGUCGUUCAGAUUCUGGAGCGCGAGCUCUCCUCCUUCACCGAUCUACAGAAAUCAUUAGCACAGCUGGGCUUCAACAGUGGCAAUGUCCUGUUACGGCUGAGUUUCCGCCGGACAGAGGAACCGUUGGAGGAGGCGAUGGUCAAGAUCCAAGACUACUUCAAACCUUUCGACGACGCAGUGCCCAAGACCGAAGAAACACCCGCCUCUACGGAGCAACUGUCAGAGGUCGAUACCUCCAACAAGCAAGACGAGCCACAACAAGCACCCACCUCUGAACCAGAUACUCCCUCAACCUCGGAGCCAACCCCUUCAACCGACUCUACAUCUCCUGCCCCCGCCGCAGAACCCACCGAAGUGCCAACAGGCCUAUCUCGACCUGUAACAGUAUUCUCCCCACCAUCCAACGCCACGCCCCAGUCCGCCCAAACCACCUACAACGAAACUGAUUACAUCCCUUCACUGGAACACGCCCAAGCCCACCAACGUCGUCUCAACGCCACCUCCCGCCCCCAACGACUCCCCACGGACGCCGAAAUCGCCGCCAAAGCGGCCGCAGAAUCGGAACGCCUCGCCGCCGUCUCCGAAGUCGACGUCAAAGUCCGUCUGCCGGACCAAAGCCAAGUCGUCGCAAAGUUCGGCCAAGAAGACACAGGGAAAUCGCUCUACGACUUCGUCCGAACCUGCCUCUCCCCGUCAUUCGCCAACGAGAAGUUCACCAUCACGCACUUCCCCUCCGGCACCCCUGCACCCGGAAAACGAAUCCAGAAUGUCGUCCCGGACUCCACCCAGUCUCUGUUAAUCAAGGAUCUGGCUAUGAUCGGCCGUGUCCUGGUCAACUUCACCUGGGAUGAGACUGCGUCGGCGACCGCGAGACAGAGCCGUGAGCUUUUGAAACCGGAGUUGCGGACACGUGCCCAGGAACUCAAGGUCGAACAGCCCCCCGAGGUGAUUGAUACCUCUGAGGACGUUAGCGGACCGAAGCCCGGAGGCGCGGGGGAUGGGGGGGCCGGGAGAGGAGAGAAGCGGAAGCCUGGAAGCAUGCCGAAGUGGUUGAAGUUGCCUGGCAAGAAAUAAAUCUGACGAUAGAUGCAGAGGUAGUGAACGGCCACCAUGAUUCAUGUCAAUUCAUAAUGUCUUGAGUAUGUGUGAGGUCCAAGUAUGGACCGUAGAAGCGUGAAGCACUAUGUAGGUAGGACAUACAAAUUACUACCCUU
Aspergillus heteromorphus CBS 117.55 is the source of this 1847-nucleotide messenger RNA. RefSeq names its product putative UBX domain protein. Bases 181 to 1707 code for a protein of 508 amino acids. NCBI's taxonomy places the organism in Eukaryota, Fungi, Ascomycota, Eurotiomycetes, Eurotiales, Aspergillaceae. The record is from RefSeq and is a predicted model, not a curated record. The transcript is spliced from 2 exons. Gene Ontology annotation, molecular function: protein binding.